This is a messenger RNA of Oncorhynchus mykiss (rainbow trout), 5871 nucleotides long. The record is from RefSeq and is a predicted model, not a curated record. NCBI's taxonomy places the organism in Eukaryota, Metazoa, Chordata, Actinopteri, Salmoniformes, Salmonidae.
UAUAUUAUCUCUGGGUGGUUGGCUGUUGAUUGGUUAGUAAACUGGCUAGUUGUUAAGUAAAUAAUGUCUAUGGGUGGCUCCCUUUACAUGAUAGGAGGCUCAGUAUUCGGUACACAGAGCAUGGAUUUUUAUCUCUAGUAGCUAGCUACCUCUGCAUCAGUUUCACAACACAAGGAUCUAUGGUGCUUUAGCUGUCGCUGUGCUACAGUAAAGAGAGAGAGAGUAUUAGCACAGUAGAUAGUACAGUGUACAUAUAUAAUACAGUAUCAGCACUGCAUAUAGCGGUAUUCAGGGUAUACACAGUACAGUGUAUAGUGGUAGUAGUCAGGGUCUACAUGAUACAGUUAUAUAACUGUAGUCAGCGUAUGCAUGAUGCUGUUUAAACCAGCUCUACAGCCCUGGGGAAGAGCUAAGCGGCUCAGAUGAACCAUCGUGUGACCUCAAUCAUCCUGUGACAUCACACCGACACUGAGACGGUCAGGUGGGUGGAAGGACACCGAGCAGGGGCUAUGAACUCAAACAGCACAGCUUUGCUCUGAGGAGGAAUCAAGUGCCUUGUAGAUGAUCUGGAUUUCAUUUAGCUUCCUGCUACUACAGUCAAAUAAUAAGAGGCAUUCUUCUUUGUCAUCCUGGUUUGUGUUGCAGUACACAAAAACAGCCAGUUACAUCAAAGGGUUACAAGCACCGUUUCACUUGUUUAUGCAAUAGGAUAAUAAUUGAGCACGUUCUCUCCCUUCUUCUGAAACUAUAAGCACCUAGCCUUGUGAAACCAGCCUAUUCUCGUGAUUGCUCGUGAUUGCUACUAUAAAGGACCCAUAAUAACAAUCCAUAACAAAAUGGAGACUCGGUCUCUCUCGCAGGACUCCAUCUUGGAGUGUCAGAUCUGUUUUAACUACUACAGCCCGCGAAGGAGGCCCAAGCUGCUGGACUGCAGACACACGUGCUGCUCUGUGUGCCUGACCCAGAUGCGGUCCAGCCAGAAAGAGAUCCGCUGCCCCUGGUGCCGUGGCGUCACCAAACUCCCCGCCGGCCUCUCCGUCUCCCAGCUCCCCGAUGACCCUGACAUCAUUACAGUCAUCGCCAUCCCGCAUGCCUCCGAGCACACGCCCGUCUUCAUCCGCCUGCCUAGCAAUGGCUGCUACAUGCUGCCCCUGCCCGCUGCUAAGGAGAGGGCGCUGUUGCCUGGCGAACUUGGCUGCCGGUUCCUGCCAGGUGGCAGCGGGCAGCAGAAGGUGGAUGUGGCGGUGGUGGCCAUGCCUGAGCUGCAGCCCCUGGGGAUGAGUCUCGACGGCCUGGAGGAGGCAGAGAGGAGGGGAGCCGGGGGAGGAGGUGGUGGAGGGGGGAAGGGCUCCACGUGGUCCGGGGUGUGUACAGUGAUCCUGGUAGCCUGUGUCCUGCUCUUUCUCCUGGGUAUCGUGCUCCACAACAUGUCCUGCAUCUCCAAACGUUUUACUGUCAUCUCCUGUGGCUGAGGGGAGGGGCCAGACAUCAUGUCACUCACCAUGUUCCCUCCCACUCCCCCUUGCUGUAGCUCCACCACCCUCCUCAGCCUGGAUUAUGAUGAGGAUAAAGGAUUUUAUACCUAUCAUAGAUGGUCAAGAAAACAACAAACAGACCGAGACAGAGAGAGAGGGGGUUGCUACAAAUAAACUGGGGACUGAAACUCAUUUUCUCCUAUUAUUGAUUUGGAGAUAUUCUGAAGACACAAAACACACACCCCUUUCCGUCAACUUGAUGCACCCCUCUACUCCCCAAACCCCCCCCCCCCCCAUCAGAAGGAGGGCCUCAGCCUCAUGGAAUUCUCGUGGAAAUUUGAGGUAUCCUUGUGGACCUAUCGACCCGGGGACCUAAUUUGGGGACCCCUGGGGACUGGUGGUGUCAGUACUGAGCACAUACAGUGUCUCCAGCUGGAGCUGCAAUAUAGUCUUUGGACCUCUUGGUAGACCUGGGAUCAAAUACAAAAAUGUGAAUCUUUUCAAAUACUUUGAGUGUUUGGUUAAGUCUGCCUGGCAUGCCAGAUGGGUGGGGUAUGACGUUUUGGGACUUUUCUAUUGGUUUAUUAUGUCAGGCAAUUUUAAACAGAUAGGUAUUUCAAUUGAUUUUCCAAGUAUUUGAAACCCAGGUCUGCUUUCUUUAUUUCUAUCCUCAGUACUGAGGCGAAACAGACAGUGAAUCCAGUAAUUACUGUAUGUGGAAUCCACUAAACCACCUCUAGCCAAGGGUUGUUCCUAGAGGGACUGAUCAAUCAAUACUGGUGGUGGUUGUUUGCUGUGGUUGUGUCCCAAAUGGCACCCUAUUUAUUAUAUAGUGCACUAUGUAGGAAUAGGGUGACAUUUUGGGGAAGCGCUUGCUGUGUUUCAAAUUUUGUCAGAAUCUCUCUAAUGGUCUAAAAACAGAAUGCUUACUUACUGUUGCUCCAAUAUAUAAUGCAGUACUGUAUGUAUGUGGUGGUAUUUUGAUCAAUGAUGUUUUAAAAACAAAAACAGGGAAAUAUGUGAUCUCUGUGUUGUAUUAUAUACUUAUAAACCAGCCUAUAUUUGAUAGAAAGCACAUACUACAUGUCUUCAGUAGCCAGCCAGCCUAAAGUAAUAAUGAUUGAUGUAGUGUUGCAAUGAUUUGUCUAUCCCCAAUGCCCUUCACUGAGAACAGAUGGUCAUUGCUUUUAAUAUUGAGGUCUCUGGUCAGUAUUAACAUGAAGAGAGAUCAGUGCGAGAGAGAGAGCACGUGGCGUGUGCAUCCGUGAUAACCAGGUCUCAAGUCAUAGGCAAGUCAAGUCACAUUCUCUCUCUCUCACACUGAUCUCCCUUCAUGCUAAUACUGUCUUUGAUCUUCAUGUGAGGCUGUGGGGUCACAGUAAGGUGCUGGGUGGGGUUAAGAGUGGGCGGGCUUGAGGGUCCAAGUCUUAAUGCUAAUCGCAUUGAUUUAUGAAGAGUUAUAAAUAUUUUCUUCUUCUUCAUGUUUGUGUCCCAAAUGGCACAUUAUUACCUGUCUAGUGCACUGCUUUUGACCAGGGCCCGUAGUGACCUGGUCAAACGUAGUGCACAAUAUAGAGAGUAGGGUGCAAUGUGGGACACAAUAUCCUUGUUGUUGUUGACAAAAUUAUUAUGAUCCGGUAUCUACUGUAUUAAAGCAAUUGAGUGUAAUCACAAACAAACAGUGUGAACUGUUUUGUAUAGCAGCCAUGUACAGACAUGUACAGAAUGAUUGUAUUUUUCCUUGUUGUCCUUCUUUCUAUUUGUGUUUACAUGUUUACUUCAGUCUGUCUGUAAUAGUAGCCUGGUCUAGAAUCAGUUCUUAUUGCAGCAAGUUAGAAACCUUGGUGGACAGUGUGAAGAUUCAUUCGGACUGGUCUAGGAUCAGUGCUCAAGACAGUGGGUUUGUUAGGCUCUUUGUUACGGUUGCAGAAUUCUGUACAUUUUUCCAAUAUUCCCCAAAAUUUCCAGGAAUCCUGGUUGGAACCAAUCACAGCCAGAGAGGAGGAGGUUGUAGAAAUGAGAGAUUCCAGGUUUUGUGGGGAUUGGCUGAUCAGCGCUUACCUACAGAUAAUUGUACUGGGUCUGGCUGCUAUCAAUCUGGUGCUGGAACCACCAACGGCCAAGAUGGAACCUCUGCCCAAGAAUUCUGUAUGCAUCCCAAUAGUACACGAUAUAGAAAAUAGGGUGCCAUUGGUCACAGGCUGUCUCUAUCCCCACUACCCUGUAAAACAAUCGAACAGACCUGCUGGGCUGCCACUGUGAUUGGCCCCAAUGUAACUCAAUAUUGGACUCCUUAAAAAGGCAGUCAGUGAGUGAGAAAUCUCAGUUUGAUAGCCACCAUCCUUAGGUAAGAGCUAAACAACCAAUCCCCAGGACAACUGGAGUGUCUCAUUUCUACAACCUUUUCCUCUCUGGCUGUGAAUGGUUCCAACCAGGAUUUCUUGAAAACCAGGGAAUGAUCUAAAAGUAUAUAUGCCACGCUGUGUAUUGUUAUCUUAGACAAAUACUGAAGAUUUCAUUUUAAAAAAUGAUGUAAAUUUAUGGUGCCAUUAAACCAGACUAGUCUAGUUACAUUGUCUGUAGAUAGAUACCACAGUAAACAACAAUAACAGUAGUUAAUAGGGAUGCAACCCAAAAUGUCACCCUAUUCCCUAUAAUGUUAUAGUGCACUACCUUUGACCAGAAUCCUAUGGGCCCUGGUCAAAAGUAGUGCACUAUUUACAAAAUAGGGUGCCAUUUGGGAAGCAGGUGUCUGGCCCUAAAGGGUUUCUUUAGGUCAGUGGUAGGUGGUGAGGGGAGGACGGCUCAUACACUGGAAAGGAAUUUAUUAGAACGGUAUGUGUAUGAUGCCGUUCAAUUUAUUCCAUUCCAGCCAUUACAAUGAGCCCAUCCUCCGGUUUAAAGUGGCACCAGCCACCACUGCUUUAGGUCAGUGUUAUUUUAUGUAUUAAUACAUGCAGCCAGUAAAAUGAUUUGAACCGAUGGACUCAAUGUGUUUGAAACCCCUGUUGUACUGCCGAUAGAUCCAUUGUUAAAAGAUGCAUGAUGUGAUUUUGCUUGGAUGGAGUCAGUAGAGGAUAUGGUUUUAUAUGCAAAUGAAGGUACAGAGGAAUGUCAAAUAGUAUAGUUUAAAAGGUGUCUGUGCACAAUGAAGCCAUGAGACAUUAGAAUGGGGAUUUGGGGAUUUUUGGACUGCGUCCCUGGGUAGAUCUAUCGUGUUUCCCAAAUUGACCCCUAUUCCGUAUUUCGUGCAAUACUUUUGACCAGGGCCCAUAGGAAUAGCGGGUGCUAUUAAGUACAGCACCAAGAUGUUUCUUUCCAUGCUACAGUAAAGCCUGUUUUUAAAACUGGAAUCAUUUUCAGAGGACACUGUUUACUUUCAACAACAGUCCAUGUACAAAGCCAAGGACUACAUCCUGUAGCCUUAACCUUUUACUGCAGUGGGCUAAAUCAGGGUCACACCGAGUGUUUCUUCGUAGUCUUAAACAAGUCUACUUUGAAACAAAAGUAUACACCUCACACACAUGGUUCUGGGCUUAAACAAGAAGACAUCGGUACCAUGUCAGAUAUAGAGUUUAAAUGUAUUACAUUUUGAGUUUGCAUCACAAAAUUACACUUUAUAUACAUCACAGAAGACUGAAAAAUACAUAUUUUUCAACGUUUGACAUAGAAACAUUGGAUUUUUGGAGUUAAAAAAAAUCUUUGUUUAUUAAUUAUGAAAUUAUAAAAAAUAUUAAUAACAUUCCACCCAUGAGGCCACUAACUAAUUUGACUGCAGGAAAGGGCUAUGCUGCGAUUCAAUCCAAUCAUGCUUUUUCGGCAAUGCACAUUUUUAAGGCAAUGUUCCCCGAUCGUGGACACCACAUUCACGGUAAACACUGCAUAUGUCGGCUCAAUCAGAAAUGACGUAUAAAUUGUCGCAUUGACCAAAUUAGAAAUCGGCUUGAAUACCAGCGUAACGUUGGAUAGAAUACUUUUUUCAUUCCAGUGUUUAUUUCAUGGCUCUGAUCAUUUGAAGCGCCCACCAAGUGGCAUUUGAAUAUGGGUAAUUUGGUAAGAAGACUAAAAGGGAAUGUUUUUGUUCCCAUCCAGUCAUGCCUGCUGCUCCUAUGUCAGAAACGCAAAGUGCGUCCCAAAUGGCACCCUAUUCCCUAUAUAGCUCACUAUAUAGAAAAUACAGUGCCAUUUGCAACACAUUCACCUUUCUAUCUCUAGAACACACGUUAUGAAUGAGUGUGUAUGACACAGAGAGAAGAAGACCAAGGGUUGUCAAGUCUGUGCCUGUGUGUUUGUCAGUUAGUGAUGUAAAGUUCCAGUAGUAGUUUCUGUUUGUGUCAGGUUCGACAGACACACACAGCUGUUUCAGUGAUCUAUUAAAUAAACUGUCUGAAAUUCA